UUUUGGCCAUAGCAGCCGCGCGUGAUAUCCUUCCGCGGGAGUCAAGCGCGGCCCUUUCCCUCCCUACAACACAGGAUGAGAACAAGCAGCAUUGCUGCUUAAACACAUUAUUUCACGUUCGGCGUUUGGAAAAAGCGCAUAUCCAACGUAAAAUCGUGGGCUGCGGGAUAUUGGGCGUGUAUGUUUUUCUCACCGGCUUUCGUUGAGUUAUCCACGUUCCUCUUACAUCGGUUGAACACUGAAGAAAUAUAAUCCGGUUUGAGUUGUGCGCGGCAAUCUAGCUAGCUAGCGAGUACUUCUGUGUAGAGUGGUGGGGACAGAAUGGAGCUGAUAACAAUCCUCGAAAAAACUGUCUCUCCAGAUCGAAAUGAACUGGAGGCGGCACAGAAGUUUCUGGAGCAGGCGGCAAUAGAGAAUUUGCCUACGUUCCUGGUGGAGCUCUCCAAGGUUCUUGCCAACCCUGGCAAUACCCAGGUGGCCCGCGUGGCCGCUGGGCUACAGGUGAAGAACUCGCUCACCUCCAAGGACCCAGACGUGAAGACGCGCUACCAGCAGAGAUGGCUGGCCAUCGAAGCCAAUGCGCGGAGGGAGAUCAAGAACUUUGUUUUGCAGACCCUGGGCACGGAGACGUACCGGCCCAGCUCGGCCUCCCAGUGUGUGGCCGGCAUCGCCUGCGCGGAAAUCCCGGUCACCCAGUGGCCGGAGCUCAUCCCCCAGCUGGUGGCCAACGUGACAGACCCCAGCAGCACAGAGCACAUGAAGGAGUCCACCCUGGAGGCUAUCGGAUACAUUUGCCAGGACAUUGACCCUGAGCAGCUGCAGGACAAUGCCAACCAGAUCCUGACUGCCAUCAUUCAGGGCAUGAGGAAGGAGGAGCCCAGCAAUAACGUCAAGCUGGCCGCCACCAAUGCGCUGCUCAACUCCCUGGAGUUCACCAAGGCCAACUUCGACAAGGAGACGGAGAGGCACUUUAUAAUGCAGGUCGUCUGCGAGGCCACACAGUGCCCAGACACCCGAGUGAGUAUCGUACGUGUGGCAGCCCUGCAGAAUUUGGUGAAGAUCAUGUCCCUCUACUAUCAGUAUAUGGAGACAUACAUGGGGCCGGCACUGUUUGCGAUCACAAUAGAAGCCAUGAAAAGUGACAUUGACGAAGUUGCCUUACAAGGGAUUGAGUUCUGGUCAAACGUGUGCGACGAGGAAAUGGAUUUGGCCAUCGAGGCAACUGAGGCGUCGGAGCAGGGUCGUCCCCCGGAGCACACCAGCAAGUUCUAUGCCAAGGGGGCCUUGCAGUACCUGGUGCCCAUCCUCACCCAGACACUCACCAAGCAGGAUGAGAAUGACGACGAUGAUGACUGGAACCCAUGCAAGGCCGCGGGCGUCUGCCUGAUGCUGCUGGCCACGUGCUGCGAGGAUGACGUGGUGCCCCAUGUCCUGCCCUUCAUCAAGGAGCACAUCAAGCACCCCGACUGGCGCUACCGAGACGCCUCCGUCAUGGCCUUCGGCUCUAUCCUGGAGGGGCCCGAGCUCAACCAACUGAAGCCCCUGGUCAUCCAGGCAAUGCCCACGCUGAUCGAGCUGAUGAAGGACCCCAGCGUUGUGGUCAGAGACACCACUGCCUGGACGGUGGGCCGGAUAUGCGAGCUGCUGCCGGAGGCGGCCAUCAACGAGGUGUACCUGGCCCCCCUGCUGCAGUGCCUCAUCGAGGGCCUGGGGGCAGAGCCACGGGUCGCCUCCAACGUCUGCUGGGCCUUCUCCAGCCUUGCGGAGGCAGCCUACGAGGCCACUGAUGCGGCGGAGGAGCAGGAGGAGCCUGCCACUUACUGCCUCUCCUCCUCGUUUGAGCUCAUCGUCCAGAAGCUUCUAGAAACCACUGACAGGCCCGACGGUCACCAGAACAACCUGCGGAGCGCGGCCUACGAGGCCCUGAUGGAGAUUGUGAAGAACAGUGCCAAGGACUGCUACCCAGCCGUGCAGAAGACCACCCUGGUCAUCAUGGAGCGCUUGCAGCAGGUCCUGCAGAUGGAGUCACACAUACAGAGCACCUCAGACAGAAUCCAGUUCAACGACCUACAAUCUCUCCUCUGCGCCACCCUGCAGAAUGUUCUGCGGAAGGUACAGCACCAGGAUGCAUUGCAGAUCUCAGACGUGGUGAUGGCCUCUCUGCUCAGAAUGUUCCAGAGCACUGCCGGCUCGGGUGGCGUGCAGGAAGACGCCCUAAUGGCUGUGUCGACGCUGGUGGAAGUAUUGGGUGCUGACUUUCAGAAAUACAUGGAUGCCUUUAAACCCUUCCUGGGUAUUGGACUGAAGAAUUAUGCAGAAUAUCAGGUGUGCCUGGCUGCUGUAGGCCUGGUCUGUGACCUGUGCAGAGCCCUGAUGUCCAACAUCCUGCCUUACUGUGACGAGAUCAUGCAGCUCCUUCUGGAGAACCUGGGGAAUGAAAAUGUGCACCGGUCGGUGAAACCUCAGAUCCUGUCUGCGUUCGGGGACAUCGCCCUGGCUAUCGGAGGAGAGUUCAAGAAGUACUUGGAGAUUGUCCUGGACACCCUGCAGCAGGCUUCCCAGGCACAAGUUGACAAGACGGACUACGACAUGGUGGACUAUCUGAAUGAGCUCCGGGAGGGCUGUCUGGAGGCCUACACCGGGAUCAUCCAGGGCCUGAAGGGAGACCAGGAGAAUGUUCACCCUGAUGUGAUGCUGGUGCAGCCCAGGGUAGAAUUCAUACUGUCCUUCAUCCACCACAUCGCAGAGGAUGAGGACCACUCGGAUGGCGUUGUGGCCAAUGCUGCUGGACUCAUAGGAGACCUGUGCACAGCUUUUGGGAAGGACGUGAUGAAGCUGGUUGAAUUGCGACCCCUCAUCAAUGACCUGCUGACGGAGGGACGGAGGUCCAAGACCACCAAGACCAAGACGCUGGCCACGUGGGCCACCAAGGAGUUGCGCAAGCUGAAGAGCCAGGCCUGAUUUCAUGCUGGUUGGGGAUGAAAAAAAUAUACAAAGAACAAUGAAAAUGCCCCACUGGAAUUUCUUCUGUCUUUCGCGUGACGUCCGAGUUAAAGCAGAAGUGAAGCGUGCGCUGAGAUGAGUGUCUGAGAAUGUGAGAGCGAGUGAGAGAGUGCGAGAGCGAGGAUCGACAUCACACCACCUUCUGAGUACAAUUCCAGCAGUCGCCGGCAGACAAGCAGCGCCCCGACCCCACCCCCCACUUCCUUAGCACCCUCCCCUUUUUCUCUUUCGCAGCCACCUGUGGAUUGAAUCUGACUUGACGACAAGGACUGGACACACAAACUUGGAUCGCUGUAGCCGGCUAGUUCUAGAACUCCUCUGAAAAAAACAAUUAGUCCACAUCAGGAUCACCCGAGUAGGAAAUGAACUGCCAAAUGUGGUUUCUUUUUGGGAAAAAUGCAAACAUGAUAUGAAAGGACUUGACUAUUUUGCUCUUUGACUGAUCCGGGGAACACUUAAUACUUUUUUUUGGUUUAGGGGAGGUUCCUACAAGCACUAUAUGGUUGCAGACUUAAAAAAAUAAAUGAGUGGAGAUGGUCAAUUUUUAAGCAAACGAAUUGAGCCUGAAUCCAAAACGUGCAAAUGUUUGGGGUGAUGGGAACGCGCCCAAAGGAUCACUGCUGGAGUUGAAGGAAGACGAAACGAGGGGGACGAGCGCGUGGGUCUGUUCCCCCUCGUGUCCCACCACUAGCCUCUGGUACCCCCACGGCUCCCCUAGAGCUGCCAGGGCGGAGCUGGCCAGCGUGGAUAAUGGAGUGUCUGUAUGCGUGAUGGAGGGGAACUGCUGCCCCCCCCCCUCCCCCCUCCCCACUUAUUCAAAUAAAUAAUAAAUCUCAAAGCAACUUCAGUAAGAUAUUUGGGAUCCUGUUUUUGGGAGAGGGCACUGGGACUCUAGAUGACUUAUUGGUAGCACUUGAAUUGGCAAGGUGUUCUUCCUUUAUUUCCUGCUAGAGAAUCACCGACAAGAUGUCUCCCCCCUCCCCCCCCAAUGGCAUCAGUUAAUUUCUCUUCAGCGUGGGCUUCUAGAUGAACAGACCCUUCCUUGCCCUGUUAAGAAACAGAAUUGGUGAGGAUUAAAGUGUGUGGUUUUCAGAAGUGUUUCAGGAUCAGUCGGGGGCUAGGAAACCCUCAACAAAGCAAUUUGUUUGUGGUGUAACACUCUGACAUCUACGUAAUUUUAUGAUGAGCAAGGAGUAGAAAUUGAGUGCCAAAUUUAGACUACUCAGCAUAAAGGGCCGACUUGUGAAAACACAGUGUAAAAUAAAACAAGCAAACAAUUGCCUACAGGAGAAUGCAGUUGUAAGUCAAAUUAAACUACAAGAAUUGGGUUUUGCUUCUUCGACUGUUUGGGUUCCCAUUUGUUGGUUUCUUGCUGGACUUCGUUGGAUAAGGGUCACUCAACAAGCUUGUUAAAAUGAGAAUUGAAGACGUUUGUAUAAGGUUAUAUUUUUCCAUUGCUAUGAAGAAAACAUAAUAAUAAAAUGAUAUUAAACAUUCCCCAA
Molecule: messenger RNA, 4505 nt
Organism: Esox lucius (northern pike)
Lineage: Eukaryota; Metazoa; Chordata; Actinopteri; Esociformes; Esocidae
Gene: kpnb1
Product: karyopherin (importin) beta 1
Exons: 22
Coding region: 322-2961 (879 amino acids)
Biological process (GO): protein import into nucleus
Cellular component (GO): nucleus; cytoplasm
Molecular function (GO): small GTPase binding; nuclear import signal receptor activity
Source: RefSeq, a predicted model, not a curated record